Molecule: messenger RNA, 648 nt
Organism: Salvia miltiorrhiza (redroot sage)
Lineage: Eukaryota; Viridiplantae; Streptophyta; Magnoliopsida; Lamiales; Lamiaceae
Exons: 3
Coding region: 1-648 (215 amino acids)
Source: RefSeq, a predicted model, not a curated record
AUGGAUUCCGAGCAUUCUACAUAUGGACUUCUUCUCUGCUGCCGUGAAGCGUGGGGCGGUCAUCAUCCAAUUCUACUCACUGCAUCGCAAGGCGGCCGAAUUGAGACAUCCGAGUUCACUUACUUAUACAGAGGCAAGUUAAUUAACUGUUGUAAUGGUUUGUGCAUAGAGGCAUACUGUCGUCGUAGAAUUCCAUACAUUACAAAUCCCGCAACAAAGCAAUCAUUCAUUAUCCCUUCAUUGCCUCAAAAUCCAUCGCGUGUUGAGCGAUUUGGUUAUUUAUGGAGACUGUAUUAUCUGUCAACGGGGACGUUCCUAUCACUGUUGGUUGGCGACAACAGAGAUUUGUCGUGGGAUGUUUGGGGGAUGAAAUCGGAAACUGGUGAAUGGAGGAAGGUGCUUCCCGACAUUAAGUUGGGAUCUCAAAAGUGCAGGCUUCAACCUUCAGCAGGUAAAAAAGAUCAAGUCUUGGAGCCUUUUGGUUGGGUUAAAUACCCUGAGGUUCUGGCCUUGCGUUUUCGUGGUGAGAAUCGCACUUGUAUUUUCUACAAUCUUGAUACACAUGAAAUCAACUCCACUGAAUUACCAUACUCUUGUUCAUCGUACAAUGGAUUUGUGCAUAAGAAUAGCCUGGUAUGGUUAAGUUAA